Phaeodactylum tricornutum CCAP 1055/1 is the source of this 1937-nucleotide messenger RNA. RefSeq lists its product with no specific name. The record is from RefSeq and is a predicted model, not a curated record. Lineage: Eukaryota; Bacillariophyta; Bacillariophyceae; Surirellales; Neidiaceae. The transcript has a single exon. The coding region runs from base 78 to 1937 and encodes 619 amino acids.
CAUGCACAUCGGUGAUAAACCUUCCUCUUGCCUCCACUCCGGCUCCUUUGCCAUAGCUAUUUGACUCUCUGUGUACCAUGGUAUCUUCCCCUGCAUCUACGGGUCGCCGCCGACAUUCCUUUUCACUCGGUGUGCCCCCACUUCCUUCUCGUGACUCCGCUGCGCAACCGACAAAGGUAUCGGGGUCGGAAGCAGCGCCGAAGAUGCCUGCUUCUUUGCCGGUGUCUCUUCGAACUCGAAGCUUAUCGAACGCGAGUCUACCCUUGGACUGUGCGGAUGCCAACAAGAAUCGUAUGGGAGAUUCUAAGCCACCUCUCAAACCCGCUCCUUCGUCCGUACAAAACCGGUCCAUGGAACGUCAAAACAGCUUACCUUCGUUUGCUUCCACAAUCCUAGAGCCUAGAGACACGCCCAAAGAAGAGGAAAGCAAUGGAAAUUUUCUCAACGAACGUGAGCUGCAUGACAAGCAUUUUUUGCACGGAAUUCAACUUGAUAGAGUUAACGUCUUUUCCAUUCCCGACCCUCCCUCACCGGUGGAUCAUGGAGUGAAUCGCCGCCGACAAUCUUCGGCUCUGAUUAGACCACUAAGGGAUGUCGGUAACGACUCGGAGAAUGGCUCGUCUCCGUCUCGAGGGCCAAUAGCUGCUACGAAGACGACGAAACGAUCUCGAAACAGUCUUUGCCACGUUCCAUCUCCGGCUCUUCCUCCCUCACCCCCAGAAGUCGCUCCCGGUACUGGGGAUACACCAUCACCAACAUCAGAUCCCACUGACGAAACGGUGUCUAAAAUCGACGUUUAUUUGGAUACAUCAGUUUCGGUUGUGAAACGCCGCAAAAAACGCUACAGCAUGGUGCUUCCGAGCGAUGCGGCAGCACAAGAGGAUACAACUUCUGCCUACUUUCAAACGUUUUUGCCCGCUCCCGAGCCUACCGACACUCCGGCCUUCAAGAAACUGGUCGUAGAUUCUACGUAUUCUUCCAGCAAUUUCACCCCUAGUAACAAGCCGGUGAAGGACGAGCUUGCUAUUCUACGCAACUAUGUGCGGUCGUACACGAAUUUACCUCAAGAAGACCGUGAGCAAUCUGUUGAAGCUCGUCGAAUUGAGGAAUUGUUUGGGUAUAUUCUUUCCCCGCCACUCCCAGAUAGUAUCGAUCCAGCCUCCAUCCCCACGAAUACCCAAGGCUCCAAAAUGGAAGUUCUGAUGCAGCUAGGACCCGAACUCAAGCGAAUUGAUGAAGUCAAAUUGAAUGAAAUUCAGACAGUGCAAAACAUCACCGAAUGCAGUGUGGAAAAAGCUCACGGCAAGUACCGCUAUAUUCAUGAUCCUACGUCCCGCCGUGUGUCAGCGCAAGAAUACGAACAGCGUUACAUGCUGAUGCUAACGGAAAUAAAUAGGAUCAGGUCUCAGGACUGGAAGGAAUAUUUUGACCAGAUCGAGUCGAGUUCCUUCGGAACACUGAUUCGGUCUCCCAUGACCGGGGACCGCUCGCACGAAUUGACAGCCAUGAAGAAUCUAGCUUCCGUUAUGGACAGUGCAAUAAAAGCUAACGAGAACGCAGAAGAAAACGAAUGCGACGAUUUGGAUGAGAAUGAGGGAAUGGAUCUUGAAGAAACCAGUGAAGAGCUCCUUACCAAAAUGGAUCAAGCCGUCUCUAUGGAAAAUGAGAGAUUUGGGACCGCUCCGGUAGAGAAAGAGAUCGAAAUACAGCAAACCCACACCAGUCCUAACAACGAUUGCGAAACAAGUUUUCAGGCUCUGACUCCCGUGGUCCAGAAUGGUCAAGUGUUGCUUCCUUUGCCGUCGCGAGACGAUGUCUCAUCCGAUCCAGAAGAAGCAGCUGCGGAAGAGCGCUUGUGGCUAGCAUUCGAUGCAGCUCUAGAAAAGUAUUCGGCCGAGAUCCUAGCCAUUCGAGCCCGACAUGGGAAAUUGUCUUGA